Molecule: messenger RNA, 1285 nt
Organism: Cylicocyclus nassatus
Lineage: Eukaryota; Metazoa; Nematoda; Chromadorea; Rhabditida; Strongylidae
Source: the annotation of a GenBank genome assembly
AGAUUGACAAUGGUCGCGGGAUGCGGGAAUAAAUGUGUCAAAUAUAUAUUCUGGAUUAUAAACUUUCUAUUUUUUGUAUUAGGAGCAGCUAUUGUUGGACUCGCAUUAUGGUUACGAUUUGAUAAUUCAAUCUUAUCAAGAGUAAUCAGCACAAUCAAACUUGAUACUAACAGUUUGCCGUUAGAAAGUUACUACUGGUUACUGUAUGUUGUCAUUGGUUUCGGUGCAGUGUUAUUGAUUCUGGGUUUUCUUGGAUGUUGCGGUAGCGCCUGCGAAGUGAUUGUUUCUCUUGGAUUGUAUUUCUUCUUCGUAUUAGUCUUGUUUAUCGCCGAAAUUGUUGGAAUUGUUCUCUACUUUGUCAAUAAAAACUCGAUACGUGACAACUUGGUCACUUUUUGGCGUAAUGAGUUGGUGAACAAAUAUCAAACGUCACAAACGAUCCGAGAUGCAUUAGACAGCAUCCAAAAUCAGUUACACUGCUGUGGUGCUAGCGGAUGCUCUGAUUACGUACAAUUCGGUGCAUAUCCCAAUUCCUGUCAAUGUUACAGCAAUUCAGCACAGAUUGGCUGUGCGACUUAUAUAUGGCAAAUGCUCGAAAGUAAUCUCAUUUAUGUGAUUGUUGUUGCUGCCAUAAUCCUACUCGUUGAGCUCUUCGCAAUGAUUUUCUCGUGUCUAUUGAUGAGCGCCGUCAAGGAUAAGAGGAACAGUUAGACACGCAUGUCGAAAGAUUAUGGUAGCACACCACCUCUGUCUAGAAUUGCUCGACGGUACAUUUACAUCAACGACUGCUCCUUUCUGCGAAUCUUCCUCGCUACUCUUUGUUAAUUUUUUUCUUCCAUGAGAUAAUUUUGCCUACGAGUCUACUUAAAACCAAAACUCAAUCAUUUAACCUUUCAUUUAACUGGACCGGCGGCUGAAAGGCGGGGCUUUGUGACCUAAUCCAGGCCGCUCGCCCUUCGACGCAGUCUGCGUCUCUUUCGCGCGCGUGUUCUCUGGUCAUUCUCUAACCUUAACUAGGUCAUGAAACCCUGCCUUCCAGCCACCAAUCCAGUUGACUCAGAGGGUACUUACACUCACAUACGCGUUUUGAUCCACUACUUUUGUGUCAUUUAUAUUCUCUUAACUUAAUAUGUCAAAUUAUCCCCUUAAUUUAUGGGUUUUGUGCAUGUAUGUAGAUCUUGGAAAGAAAAAAACCGAGAUUUACGACCAGACCCGGUGAACCGUUUGUUUUGCUUUCCCGUAAUCAUAUCAAUUUACCAUAAUCAGAUCCAAUAAAGUUUGAUGC